AACAUAUGUUUACCAACAAACUCACUUUCAUAGAUUUGUUUUUCAGGAUAAAAUAUUCAUUAAACAAAUAAAUAGCUUCCAAAAAAGUACUUAAAGUGUGACGCAAGAAGUGUUUGUUUAUUCAGAGGUUGUUGACGUAGAGAGCAGGGUCUUUGAAAUAUAAAAAAAUUGUAUAUCACUUCAAUAAUUUGCUAUCAGAAAAAAGACUUUCAAGUGUCUCCUCACUUUUGCCAAGACAAUUAAUUUGAAAUUCGUAAAUUAAAUUAAUAAAAUGAGUUCCGCUACAUUGUCCGCUGCUAUUCAAAGUACUGCCGGAGCUGUGCCUGUACGCAAUGAAAAAGGUGAAAUAUCUAUGCAAAAGGUGAAAGUGCAGCGCUAUGUGUCCGGCAAGCGACCAGAAUAUGCACAGGCCGACAGUAGUUCUGAUGAAUCGGAUUUGGAAGAUUUCAUCGAUCAUCGCAAGCGUGCUGCGCAAGCACAACUUGAACGGCGCUCUCAGCGUGAACAUGCUGAGACACGUUCAGGUGAUGAAGGAGAAGUCGAUGAUCCACGUUUACGGCGCUUGCGUACGCGCCCAGAAGAUGCGGAAGAACUUGAACGAGAGCGUCGUGAAAGGCAUAGACACAUACACGAACCAGAGAUAGUGGAAUCAGAAUCAGAAGAGAGUGAACCAGAAAAACCCGAAGGCACGGUGACAAAUAAAAUCACACUCGCCUCUGAGUCGGACUCGGACUCAGAAUUGAGUGAAGAUGAGUUGGAACAACGUCGUCUGAAAUUGCGACAUCGUAUGUUACAGCAGCAGAAGGAAGAAGAGAUUUUGCAAAAGGAAGAGGAAAAACAAUCUGAAUCUUCAGAAACCGAAAGUUCUGAAUAUGAAGAAGAGACUGAGAGUGAGGAAGAUAACGAACCUCGCUUAAAACCACUUUUCGUACGUAAACGUGAACGCGCCACUAUACAGGAGAAGGAACGUGAAGCACAAAAACAAAAACAGCUGGAAGCCGAGUCUAAAAGAUCAGCAAAGGAGCGUAGACGUGCUACAUUGCGUUUGGUGGAGGAAAGCGUGAAGAAAGAUUUGGAAAAGGCUAAGCCGGACACAGCGGAAGCCUGUAUCGAUGAUGUGUGCACGGAUGAUGAGAACGAUGAAGUUGAGUACGAAGCAUGGAAAUUGCGAGAGUUGAAACGUGUUAAACGUGAUCGUGAAGAGCGUGAAAAUGCUGAACGUGAGAAACUCGAGAUCGAUCGUAUGCGUAACUUGACUGAAGAAGAACGUCGCCAGGAACUGCGUAACAAUCCCAAACUUAUCACGAACAAAGCUGCCAAAGGCAAGUAUAAAUUCUUGCAAAAGUACUAUCAUCGUGGUGCUUUCUACUUGGACGAAGAGAAUGAUGUACUGAAACGUGACUUUGCACAAGCCACACUGGAAGAUCACUUCGAUAAAACCAUUCUGCCUAAGGUGAUGCAAGUAAAGAACUUUGGUCGUUGUGGACGUACCAAAUAUACACAUUUGGUGGAUCAAGAUACAACGAAAUUCGAUUCCCCGUGGUAUGCUGAGACGUCAAAUAACAUCAAAUUCCACAAUGAGAAAGCUGGUGGUAUGAAACAAGUGUUUGAUCGUCCCACCUUGUCUAAACGCAAGAAGAUGGAAUAGUGGCAAUUACAUACACAUGCUUACAUACAUUCAUAAGUAUGUAUAAACAAUUUAAGAGAUAAGCAUUUUAGAAAGCUUUAGUUUUAGUGUAACAAUAGAGAUAAACGUUUCUUUAAAAUAAAUGAUGUGAUGAUAAUACGUAACAAAAUGUCGCACAACAAAAACUUAAAA
Zeugodacus cucurbitae (melon fly) is the source of this 1819-nucleotide messenger RNA. RefSeq names its product microfibrillar-associated protein 1 (gene Mfap1). Gene Ontology annotation, molecular function: RNA binding. Gene Ontology annotation, biological process: mRNA splicing, via spliceosome. Gene Ontology annotation, cellular component: U2-type spliceosomal complex. NCBI's taxonomy places the organism in Eukaryota, Metazoa, Arthropoda, Insecta, Diptera, Tephritidae. The transcript is spliced from 5 exons. The record is from RefSeq and is a predicted model, not a curated record. Bases 272 to 1648 code for a protein of 458 amino acids.